Herpailurus yagouaroundi (jaguarundi) is the source of this 3188-nucleotide messenger RNA. It is a transcript of the gene OSBPL2, whose product is annotated as oxysterol binding protein like 2. The record is from RefSeq and is a predicted model, not a curated record. Bases 670 to 2082 code for a protein of 470 amino acids. The transcript has 12 exons. Lineage: Eukaryota; Metazoa; Chordata; Mammalia; Carnivora; Felidae. Gene Ontology annotation, molecular function: cholesterol binding. Gene Ontology annotation, cellular component: cytosol; plasma membrane; perinuclear endoplasmic reticulum.
GAAAUGGGUGUUUAGAGCAGCAAGUCCCUCUUUCCUUUUCCCCACAUUUCCUUUUCCUUCCGAGUUAGAUUCUGGAGACAGUGACCUAAGUCUUCCCCAGCAGAAGUGAGGACAAGGGCAAGACAGGCCCCGCGAGGCGGUGGCGGUGGGCAGGCGGCCUCUGUCCCCCACCACGCUGACUUGCUUUGCAGCUUGAGGGAGCCCCGCAGCCUUACCGCAGCCCCUGCUCUGGGCCCUAGACCCCAGCGCCUGCUAGAUGCACGCAGCGGGGGACUCGGGCGUCCUGCCCCUGCCUGUCGGCUCGUUCUCCCGGCAGGCGUCGGAGCACCUCCGCACGUGUGCUCCGAUGGCCUGUCCUAGAGUGGGUCAUGCUCUGCUGUCCUCCGCUCAGUGCCCCAUGAAUCUGGUUCGCGUGUCGGCCUAACACCGUCCUCCUGCCCCCGCACAUUGUCGCCCAGCUCUGACAUGUGGUCCCGUUACGCACGUCUGGGCUCCUCAGCCUUCCCGGCUCCUGUGUCACAUCCCAGUCCGGCCGCCUCUCCUGCGCCCCUGUAGCGCCCGUAACUGCCUCCACACCCUCCCAUCUCCCCUCCACCCUGCGGGCACUAGACAGGUCUGAAUGCACUGCCUCUGCCUCUCGGCCAGUGUCUGCGUGGUCGGUCCCCAGUGAUGGUGAACGGAGCGCCUUGGCUGGGAGAGGGGACCGCAGGGUCACUCUCCUCUUGGGAUGAGGGCCGGCCCUCUGUGUUCCUCUGGCUCCGGCCCCGGGCCCGUUCGUUGUCGCUGGUCCCAGCCGACAGGGGCCUCUUUGGAGUCCUCAGGACGUCAUUGCCUGCCCCGAUGUUUAGCAGAAGUGACUUCAGCGUGUGGAGCAUAUUAAAGAAAUGCAUCGGCCUGGAGCUGUCCAAGAUCACCAUGCCCAUCGCCUUCAACGAGCCUCUGAGUUUCCUCCAGCGGAUCACGGAGUACAUGGAGCACGUGGACCUCAUUCACAGAGCCUCCUGCCAGCCCCAGGCCCUGGAAAGGAUGCAGUGCGUUGCUGCCUUUGCGGUGUCGGCGGUGGCUUCCCAGUGGGAGAGGACCGGCAAGCCCUUCAACCCGCUCCUGGGAGAGACGUACGAGCUGAUCAGGGAGGAUUUAGGGUUCAGAUUUAUAUCCGAGCAGGUGAGCCACCACCCCCCGAUCAGUGCAUUUUAUUCAGAGGGCCUCCACCAGGACUUCUUGUUUCACGGCUCCAUCUACCCGAAGCUGAAGUUCUGGGGCAAGAGCGUGGAGGCCGAGCCCCGGGGCACCAUCACGCUGGAGCUGCUCAAACACGAUGAGGCUUACACCUGGACCAACCCUACCUGCUGUGUGCACAACGUGAUUAUCGGGAAGCUCUGGAUAGAGCAGUACGGGACGGUGGAGAUUGUAAACCACAGAACUGGUGAUAAGUGUGUGCUUCAUUUUAAACCAUGUGGACUGUUUGGAAAAGAACUUCACAAAGUGGAGGGGCACAUCCAGGACAAAAACAAAAAGAAGCUCUUUAUGAUCUAUGGAAAAUGGACAGAGUGUUUGUGGGGAAUAGACCCUGCUGCGUACGAGUCCUUCAAGAAGCGGGAGAGGAGAGGCGACCACCUGAGCAAGCCACAGCCGGACGACAGCUCCCAGAAAGCUGACGGCGACGUGGCGGAUGCCGUGCCCGAGGUUCAGGAGACUGUGCAGGUCAUUCCAGGCAGCAAGCUACUCUGGAGGGUCAACACUCGGCCCCCCAACUCUGCCCAGAUGUACAAUUUUACCAGCUUCACCGUCAGUCUCAACGAGCUACAGAGUGGCAUGGAGAAGACCCUGGCUCCCACGGACUGCCGCCUGCGCCCCGACAUCCGCGGCAUGGAGAACGGCGACAUGGAUCUGGCGAGCCAGGAGAAGGAGCGGCUGGAAGAGAAGCAGCGGGAGGCCCGGAGGGAACGGGCCAAGCAGGAGGCCGAGUGGCAGACCAGGUGGUUUCAUCAAGGCAGCAACCCGCACACGGGGGCUCCCGACUGGUUGUAUGCGGGGGGCUACUUUGAGCGGAAUUUCUCCCGCUGCCCAGAUAUCUACUGAGGGGCCGGAGUGGCCCCCAGGACCGGAGACCGGACUCUGUCAAGCGGUCACGGCAGAAACCAGCUUUUCCAGCGACUGUGUCCAUGGAGACAGCACCAUCCCCGGUCAAGGAUUUGAUUCUAAUUAACUUCUGAUCGCCAAACAUUUUACUACUGUUCAUCAAGCUUCACAUGGGAUCAUCAUGUUUUCAUUAAGGGCGGAAAAGGACAAUCCUCUGCCGUCCCUUCACGUGACGGGAAUCAGCCCGGCUUGUUACAGCGCCCUCUUCAUUGUAAAGUUCAUAACGGAAGUAAGUAACCAGGAAGGGUCUUAGUUCUAAGUCCCCCCCGUGUCCCUCCUCCUAACGCAGCGGCAAAGGGUUUCUGAGACUGUCGUGCAUUUGAACCAGUAACAGGGGAAGACGGAUCUUGAAAGUAACCCUUUGAGGAGCUUUACGGGGCCAGGGGUUGCUUCCUAGAUUACGGUAAUGCAAAAGUGAAGACUUUCAGAGCGCCAGAUGGAAUGAAAUGAAAAGCUGUCAGAUUCUGUAUUUUUUACCAGUCUUCAAUAAUGUAAAGAUUACUUUUAAAAUAUUUAAGUUAAAACUACUUGAAUAGUAUUUUGCCGAAGAGCAAGGUUUGCAUUAAUCACCAAUCGUAUAUUGUCCGAAACGAAGCAUUACCAUGACAGCCUGGGGUGGCCGGAAACCUCGAGAGUCGUGACGGACCUCCCCAGGCUGCUGCCAGCCUCGAAAGGGGCCCCGCCUCUGUCACCGGGGCUUCGUGGCCUCUGCAGGCCAGGCCCGCGUCACAGAGGGUCGCCGUGCCUACGGCAGGUGCGCCCUGCGGGAGGCUCUGAAGCAGCAGCCGCUACGGCCGUGUCAUUAAAGCUACUUAACAAAAAGUAGGUGCGUGUCCAUCCUAGACACAUCCCUUCUGGUGGCUCUUGUCUUUCUGUAGAAGUGUCAACACCACAGGCCUCAGUGGAGCUCUGAACGGAGAGCGUCUGCUGAGCGUGCACGCACUCACGCGGCUGCAUGGAGUGCUGGGUUCUCGGUGGCAGGCUGUCGUCAUUGUGUGUCCGGGCUUCGACGUCACAUCUGUCAUUAAAACACUUUUAAAAGCGAA